Pectinophora gossypiella (pink bollworm) is the source of this 816-nucleotide messenger RNA. RefSeq names its product alpha-crystallin A chain-like. Bases 65 to 748 code for a protein of 227 amino acids. The transcript has a single exon. The record is from RefSeq and is a predicted model, not a curated record. Gene Ontology annotation, biological process: response to heat; protein refolding. Lineage: Eukaryota; Metazoa; Arthropoda; Insecta; Lepidoptera; Gelechiidae. Gene Ontology annotation, molecular function: protein folding chaperone.
CGCUGGCCUCAGUUAGUAUAACAUUACCGGUACGUUCACACGUGCAUCGAGAUCUACACACAAAAUGUUCUCGCCGCGCCUACUAGCGGUCCUCGCGCUAAUCGCAGCCGUCGGCGCCCUGCCGACAGACAAACCUGUACCACGCCCCGUCACCACCAUCACCGAAGACGACGUCGACGACUCCCCCUGGUUCUCCUUCCCCCUCUUCGGAAACCUCUUCGCUCCCCUCUGGCGGCUGCUACCCAGUUUCGGCGAAAUCGGCCCAAAGAUAGUCGCCGACGACAAUAAGUUCCAAGUCGUCGUCAACGUUAAGGACUACAAGAAGGAUGAUUUGAAGGUGAAGGUGAAGAACGACUUCAUCUUUGUCCAGGGAUCGCAUGAAGCCAAGCACGACGACCACGACGUGUUUGCCAGCCAGUUCUUCCACACGUACACCCUGCCCGUGAACUCGAGCGGGUCGGACGUCACUGCGGAAAUUAGCCCUGAUGGAUAUUUGGUGGUGACAGCUCCGCUCAACGGUCCUAACGAGCGUGCUAAGGAUCUUGACAGAGAGGUGCCCAUUACGGAGUCUGCUACUCCGUACUUGAAGGAAGAUAAGACUAAGGUGGAGAAACCUGAAGCCCCGCCCGUCUCAGUGCCAGUGUCAGCAGCCGAGGAUGACCGGAAAGAGCCGACCACCCCAUCCGACCGCGAAGAUAUAACCGAGAAGGAUAACGACAUUCCACACGGAAAUGAGAUUAACCCUUAAAAGUGAUAUACUAGAUGUAAGUUUAAUAUAAAGCAGUAUUUUAAUAAAUAUUUUUUUAUAAAAAGCCA